AUGGCGAAGAUGACCACAUGCGACGUCAGCGCUGCCAAAGCCAGGGCCGCCGGAGACAUUUCCUCUGCAUUCGGAUCUUUUACGAAAAGUAAUCCCAAUUUGGAUAAAAUCUAUACCGAAAUCAAAAAAUCGUUGGUCAAAGAUCCCGUGGCUCUCCAAGAGUCUUGGGUGAGACUCAAAAAGGCGCUUUCUGCUGGCAUUGACGAAAUCAAAGAGAAGGGAAACGCCAUCAUACCCACAAUCCAAUUCUCCAACUUGGACAAUAUCACUCAGGAACAGCAUGAUGAAAUCUUAAAAAGGGGCUGCGUUGUCAUUAAAAACACUAUGUCUCGUGCUGAUGCUAUAGCAUUGAAAGAGGAUGUGAAGUCCUACAUCGCAAGAAAUCCACAGACAAAGGGCUUCCCCAGUGAUAAAAAGGUGGUGUAUGAACUCUACUGGUCCAAAGCUCAAGUCAAGGCCCGGUCCAAUGCGAACGUGCGCAAAACUCAAUUGUUCAUGAACCAGAUGUGGCAUGCUGAUGCUACAGCUAGGGUGUCAUUGAAUCAGAAUGUAAUGUACGCCGACAGAAUGAGGAUUCGUGAACCAGGGGAUAACUUGUUUUCUCUUGGUCCACACGCAGAUAGUGGCUCUUUGGAAAGAUGGGAGGACCCUGAAUACAGCAAAUGCUAUCAACCGAUCUUUGAAGGAAAUUGGGAAGCAUUUGACCCAUACGAUGCUACUCAUAGACUAAAUGUGGAUAUGACAAAGUACGAUAGCAGCGGAACUUCCAAUGUUUUCCGGUCGUUCCAAGGAUGGUUGGCGCUCUCAGAAAUAGCUCCCAAGGAAGGAACUAUUUUAUUUGCACCCUUAAUUAAGGAGGUCACAGCGUAUUGGAUUUUGAGACCUUUUUUCGAUAGCAAUGACUCCUUCAAAUUAGAUCCCGACUUUCCCGGUGCAUUUCCUGGAACAAGUCAAGAAUUUUCCAACGAGUUGCACCCAGAAUUGCAACUUGAUUCUUUAAUGACUCCAAUUCCUACAGUUGAACCCGGAGACAUGGUUUAUUGGCAUUGUGACUGUAUCCACUCUGUAGAUCCAGUGCAUGAGGGCAAAUGGGACUCUUCUGUAUUUUAUAUUCCUGCUCUGCCAUUGUGUGAUAUUAAUUUGAAGUACGCAUGGCUUCAGAGAGAGCUGUUUAUAAAAGGUUUAGCACCACCUGACUUCCCUGGUUUUCCUUUUGGAGAAGCUGAAACAACGCAUGUUGGCCGGGCAAGUCCAAAUGAUGUUGAAGACGAGGGAGGAAAAGAAGCUUUGCAAGCUUUUGGACUUCACCCAUUUAACGCAACCUCUGUUGCACCGGGAGAGAAGGAAAUAGUGGAUGAAGCCAAUAAGCUCUUGUUUGUAUAA
Messenger RNA from Australozyma saopauloensis, 1383 nucleotides. RefSeq lists its product as uncharacterized. The record is from RefSeq and is a predicted model, not a curated record. Bases 1 to 1383 code for a protein of 460 amino acids. NCBI's taxonomy places the organism in Eukaryota, Fungi, Ascomycota, Pichiomycetes, Serinales, Metschnikowiaceae. The transcript has a single exon.